Hippoglossus stenolepis (Pacific halibut) is the source of this 6534-nucleotide messenger RNA. RefSeq names its product interferon-induced very large GTPase 1. Gene Ontology annotation, molecular function: GTPase activity; GTP binding. Bases 190 to 5145 code for a protein of 1651 amino acids. NCBI's taxonomy places the organism in Eukaryota, Metazoa, Chordata, Actinopteri, Pleuronectiformes, Pleuronectidae. The transcript has 5 exons. The record is from RefSeq and is a predicted model, not a curated record.
CCAACAGAAUAAAAGGAGGGUGUCUGCUAGCACAGGUCUAUAUUGGCAUAUGCAGCGAAGUGUGAUGUUUUAUCUACAGCAACAGGACACCUACGAAUACUGGAUGAAAGACUGCGGCAGAUCUCUACAAAGAGAGAAGCAGAUUUAAUAAUCUGGACCGAGUGAGACACGACUGACACUGGACCCAGAAUGGAUAGGUCAGGGGAGGAAGAGGAGUUCUUUGACACCAACUAUACGCUCCCUGAGCGUUACAGUGAGGAGAAGGAUCCCUCAACAACACAGUCUAACUAUGUUUCUCCACCAGAAGAAGUAACACCUCUCUGUUCAGACACAAGGACUGUUUCAGAUCACUGCAGUGACACACUCAGAGGCAGUGGGAUCAUGGAGGACUCCAGCACUGUAGAUGUUAAGGGCAGGAAUGGAACAAGAAGCACGGCAAUUGGAACAUCUGCCAAUACACAGACACAACUGCAGACCUUGUUGGAGGAUCUGGGCUUGAAGCAGCGCUACACAGAGAAGCUAACACUGAGCGAAAUACUGCAGAUUGACCUGAAGGCCAUCACUGAUGAACCUGCCAAGUGCCACUCAGAUCUUCCAUGGUAUUUCUUAAAGAAACUAAUGAUGGUAAAUGUGACAGCGAGAAAUUUACAAUCAGAAUGUGAAUCAUCCAAUGACGGAGCAACUGAAACGACUGAAUUUGACUUCAGUAAUCAGAGCGACAUGACAGACUCAGGUGACAAGGUAAACCCCCUUGACGUAAUCACUGCUCUCUUCCUGUGUUCUGAUGGGUUUGUGCAACAGGAAAUGGCCCUCAAAAUGUCCAUGUGUCAGUUUUCUGUGCCUCUCCUGCUUCCAGAUUGUGACACAGAGCAGUGCAAACUCAUGCUUUGGGCCAUGAGAGACAUUGUUAAAACGUACAGACCUCAGUCACUUUUACAAUCCAAGGGUUUUACUGAAGAAAGAAUUGUUCUCUCUGAAAUUCCACUGAUAUCUUUUGUGAGACUGGGAGAAUGUUCCAUGUCCAAGUCAGAGAUUCUCAAUAAGCUUUUGAGCAAUGACUUUUUUGUUCACCAUGAUAUGGAGUGUGGUGACACCCGUAGAAGAAUAUCCAAUGGCCUGACUGAAAUAACUUGGUACCUUCCUUGUGGGAAAAAAAACAUUGAUAUUUUCAGUGAGCCAUUAGCUGUAGCUAACCUUCGUGGGGACAUUGCUUCAUUUGAAACUCAGUUUUCUUUCUUGUGUCAGACAUCUGCAGCAGUGUUUGUGUUCUUUGACAAUUUGGACCCUGAGUGCAAGCUGCUAACCAACCUCCACCACAAGGCACAGAUGUUUUUGGUCGGUAACCAAGAAAGCAAAUGCUUUAGUAUGGAUGCUCUAAAAACAGUAGCAACAAAGCUGGGCUUAACAAAAAACAUCAUUACAAAGACCAAGCAGAACAAUUAUGCAGACUUUGUCCAAGGUUUGCGGAAAAAAGUCAACGAUGUUAUUGAGAACACAAAGGAGAAGAUGUGCAUUGAGAAGAUGGCUGACAUUGCCCAUGAAUUGGGAAUCUUGGUUGAUGAAGACUGUCCAGAGUGUCAGACUGCCAAGGAAAAUGCAGAUGCCAUAACAUCAAAAAUUCUAAACAUCCCUGACUACAAAGCCACUCAGCUUCCCUUGCAUGGCGAAAUAUGGAAGGAAUUGACAAUUUUAGAGAAGGAAGGAUUUCGACUGAAAAAUCUUGGAUCUGAAGACAUAGAAACAUACAAAGCAGGGCUUCAGAAAAAGAAAGAAAAACUUCGGAAGAAACAGAGCUCUGAAAACAUAUCAGAUGCCAUGACGUGCUUCAUCAGUGCAAUAUCAAGCCCAGGCAUAGAGAGACGUUAUUUCCUGAAAUGGAUGCGAAUGAACCUUGAUAACCUGUCUCGAGAAAAACUGUCUGGCCUCAGGAAGCAGUACAAAGAAAAAUGCAAAGAUGCUGAGAACAAAGAGGCCCUCAAAGUCAUUGAUAAAGAGCUUUCCAACAGCUCACUGGGAAUUGAACACUUCUUCCGUGAAAUGGGUCAGAUCUAUGAAGCUUCAGUUUCCCUUCCAGAACAAGAUCUGUCACAUAAACAACUACAGCAUCUGCCCAAAAUCUGUGCAGGAUUGUUGCUUGAUGGAUUUCCCCUGGAGCUUGUAGAUGGAGAUGCAUCCAACAUACCUCUCACAUGGGUGAGUGAUGUUCUCUCUCAGCUCAAUGAACUGGUGUCUCCAAAGAACAAGAUACUGGUCGUCACGGUUCUUGGAGUUCAGAGCACAGGAAAGUCCACUCUUCUUAACACCAUGUUUGGAGUGCAGUUUGCAGUCAGCAGUGGCCGAUGCACUCGAGGUGCUUUUAUGUUGCUCAUCAGAAUCAAUGAAGAUGUCAAAAAAGACCUUGACUGUGACUUCAUGGUCAUCAUUGACACUGAGGGCUUAAAGUCAGCAGAGCUUGCACAACUGGAUGAUAGCCAUGAGCACGACAAUGAGCUCGCAACACUUGUUGUGGGGCUGAGUGACAUCACCAUUAUCAAUAUUGCAAUGGAGAAUUCCACACAAAUGAAGGACAUCCUACAAAUAGUUGUGCAUGCGUUUCUCAGGAUGAAAGAGGUGGGCAAAAAGCCUAAAUGUCAGUUUGUUCACCAGAAUGUGUCAGAUGUUUCAGCCAAUGAGAACACCCAAAGAGAGAGGAAACUGCUCUUGGAUCAGUUAAACGAGAUGACACAGGCAGCAGCCAAAAUGGAGAAGAAAGAAAAAAACACCUGCUUCACUGAUGUCAUGGAGUACAACCCAGAAACUGGGAACUGGUACAUUCCUGGACUCUGGAAUGGAAACCCACCAAUGGCACCAGUCAAUGCAGGGUACAGUGAAGCUGUAUAUCAGUUCAAGAAAAACAUCACCCAAAUACUAGGAAACUGUGAGUCCUCUGCUAAUGACAUCUUGAAGUUUAAAGAGUGGAUGUCAAGCCUGUGGAGAGCAGUGAAGCAUGAAAACUUCAUCUUCAGCUUCAGAAACAGUCUAGUGGCUGAUGCAUACAUGAAGCUAUGCACAGAAUUCAACAAGUGGCAAUGGGACUUCAAAGAAUCCAUAUACAAGUGGAUAACAUAUGCUGAAACAACCAUCUCAAAUUUAGGAACACCUGCUUCCAAAUCUAAAAUAGUUGACAUGAGAGAACUCAUCUUGAGUUUGAAAAGUGAAGUCUCCACAAAGCUGAUGGAAUUGGAGAAAGAGCUUCUUGAAAAACUGAAAAACUAUUUCGAGCAAAAAGACGGCCAUGUCCAUCUCGUAGAAAGAUACAAAGAGGACUUUGCAAACAGUGCAAGGAGUCUUCGACGAGACAUGGAGAACUCUGUGUAUAGUCAACUCACAGCAGCGGCUGAAAUCAAACAGGGACAGACAGAAGUUCAAAAAAUCAAGGAAAAUCACACAAAAGAAAUUGAAAGAGCAGUGUGUGCACUGAUCGAUGAAUGUCGAAAGAAAAAUAUCCAGAUGAGAGAUGAAGAACUGAACCAAGAAUUUGAUAAGAUGUGGAAAGAAACAGUAAAGAAACUGUCUUUUUCCAAACAAGUGCCAACAAAUGUCUUCACCAGUGUCUCCCACUACUUAAGAAUAAAUCUCUCACCCAAAGGGGGUCAUGCAUGUGAAUUGCUGAGUAAAACAAAACUGCAAGAUUGUGGCAAAACGCCUUUCAUAUAUAAAGCCAAAGGAAUACUUGAAAAAGCUAAAAAGGGGGCGAGCAAUUGGCUACCCAUUCAAGAUCCCACAAUCAGGGUACAGAAGAUAGCUGACAACAUCAUAGAUGAAUGCAUUCAGUAUGUGAAGGAAAAAGGGAAAACAGAUGCACCUGAAGCAGAUGCAAAAAAAACUAAAAACUACUCUGAUGCUUACAUCCAGGAGAUCCUUCGCAUUAUUGAUGAGAGGCUGCAAAAGCAUGAGGAUGUAAUCGUAGAAAUUGAGUUUGAAGUUUCUCUAAAACAGCACAUCUGUGGCAUUGCAACCAGACACUUUCAGAAAAUGCACGAAGAUUUCCUAAAGGAGAAUGACCCUUACGUAUGUCUGAAGAAAAACAAAGAAAUGUUUUGUGAUACUUUCAAAGAUGUGUUCCAUCAACGGGACCAGAGCCAGAAGAAGGCAGAAGAAUUCACCAAACAAUGUUUGAAGCCUGCAGUUGAAAACUUUGUCUACAGUAAACUGGGUCCUGCUAUCAUUACUGAAAUGAGGAAACAAUCACAGUUCAACACAAGAGUCUACUCCCAGUAUGACAUUUUACUGGAUUUGCUCUCAAAGCAUAGCUUCAGGGAGUACGUACGGUACAUUCGCUCAUAUGAGGUAUAUGUAAAGGAGUGGAUACUCGACCAAACAGUGAAACACUUAUCAAAAGAUUCUAAGAUGUUUGAGCUAGUGGAUCCGCAUCUUGACUCAAGUAUCAGCAGCAUAAAGGCUGCAAUCCACAAGGCCACAAAGAAAACAAGUGCUGACUUGAAAACAUUCAUUAACAACUUCUGUCAGGAACUUGGUGAUACACUGGUCAUUUCCCAGGAUGCACUUGGUGAUUUCAUGAUGCUGAACAAAGCAAACCAGGAACAGUUUGCUCACUGGUUCACAGAGUUUGUGAAUAAAAUGGAAAAAGCUCUAAAGCAAAAGUUUAAAAAAAGAGACAUCAAGAUGAUACUGAAACGUGAUGAUUUCAAGCCCCAGAAUGAGCUUUUCACCCAAGUGAUUGGAUGUGGUAAACAGUGUCCCUUCUGUGCAGUGGCCUGUGUGUGUGGAGGUAGUAACCAUUCUGAGCAUGAGGCUUCACUGCAUAGGCCACAGGGUCUGAAUGGAUACAAGUGGGAAAAAACAGAAAAACUAGCCACUGACAUAUGCUCGUCAUCUGUGGUGAGUGACAACCUAUUUCACUGUGAUGCUACUAAAGGUGAAUGGAUCUCUUACAAAAAUUACAAAGACAUCUUCCGAGACUGGAACAUUCCUCCAGAUGGAAGCUAUCAGGCAUCAGACUACUGGAAAUAUGUAAUGGCAACGUUCAAUGAGGAGUUUGCAGUAGAACAUGGUGCAAAGCCUGCUGAUAUUCCUACAACCUGGAAAUAUAUCUCACUUCAACAGGCAGAACAGAGUCUCAAAGAGUCAUUUAACAUCAACUGAGAGACAACAAGCUGUCUGAUUAGAGAAGUGCACCUGAUUAUUCCACUUUGUUGGCACGUGUCGUUGUGACGCAACUUCCACUUGGGAUUUCCUCCUGGCUUGUGUUGAGUGUAGCAUGUUAGCCUGUUGUCGCUCGUAAUAAAACACCAACAAGCAGAGCUUAUGAGAAUGGUGUCUAUUGUUACCAAUGUGCUUCAGAGCUUUUUAUAUCAACGUAUCGAUGUUAAUGCUAAUGCUAAUGGCUAAGGUAGUUGCUUGCUUGGUUAGCAGUGCAUUGUUUUGAUGUAACACCAGUUGCUAGCCUGGUUCAAGGACCAGCUGAGAGUGUGUUUAAGUAGUAAAGGUGCGUCUGUUGAUAUUCACACCAUUCAGUUUUAGUGAAGUUAAUUCACUCUAAUAUGCUGUUUGAAGCACUACUGUGUAACUGUACUGACUUUAGUUUAGUAGUGAUGUGUAAAAUCGUAUUCCUUCGAUAUGAACAAUACAUCAAAAUGGCGAUUUAAAAACGAUUGUAAACGGAUGUGUUACAGUUAGAGUGAUAAUUCAUUGAUACUGCUAAAAUGUCAAUUUAAUUUUUUAUAAUAUAUCGCGAUUAAUUGUUUGUCAAAUGUUGUCAUGAUAAAUAGUUAAUAUCACUGUGACUGCAGUAUGUUGUUAUUCAUAUGGUUGUACUGUACAGAAUGAGAUGUUCCAAAAGACGUCAGUGAGGUCUCAUGUUGGAAACAGAGGGAGAAUAGAAUAACCUACUUAGAUCCAGGACAUCCCUCAUAAACGUGAUGAGAAACAAUGAGGAUGUAAGGACAUAGAGUUUGAAGUUUCUCUAGAAGUUAGUGACAUCUAGUGGUGAAGUUAAAUGUUGUAGCUGAACACCCUCACAUCACCGUCCCCUUCCAAACAGGAAAGAGAACCCGUGGAGGUAAAAACUCAAAAGGCCUUUAGUUUGUCCAGUGUGGACUACAGUAAAAAAACAAAACAUGGUGGCCUCUGUAGAGAGGACCUGCUCCUGAUAUAAAUAUAAAGUAUUUAAAUAUAAAGGGCCCAUUCUAUAGGGUAAAGAAAACAACAAUUCUUACAACUUUGAAUAAUUUGUAAUAAUAAUCCAAACAAUGGAUGUUUGUUUUGUUGAUGUGUUGCACUGAACAACACUUUUUGAAACUGACUCUAUGUGUUGCAAUUGCAGAAAUGUUAACAAUAAUAUUUUGGUGUGACUUCUGCUGCAUAUAAUACUUAUUUUUACAUCCAUAUAUGUGAAAAAGAAUGUUUUUCUCUGGGUGUGUAAAUAAUCAGAUUCAUGAUAACCUGUUAAAUAGUAUAGUAUAAUAAUAAUGAAGGAAAUGUAAUGGAUCUCUAAGAGUUUUUAACUGUCUGAAUAAAGAAACAAAAUCAGCA